Anopheles funestus (African malaria mosquito) is the source of this 2117-nucleotide messenger RNA. RefSeq names its product probable isocitrate dehydrogenase [NAD] subunit alpha, mitochondrial (gene Idh3a). Gene Ontology annotation, molecular function: isocitrate dehydrogenase (NAD+) activity; NAD binding; magnesium ion binding. Lineage: Eukaryota; Metazoa; Arthropoda; Insecta; Diptera; Culicidae. The record is from RefSeq and is a predicted model, not a curated record. The coding region runs from base 113 to 1177 and encodes 354 amino acids. The transcript has 4 exons. Gene Ontology annotation, cellular component: mitochondrion. Gene Ontology annotation, biological process: tricarboxylic acid cycle; isocitrate metabolic process.
UCGCAGUGGCAGGAAAAAGAAGAAAUCCUCUCAACAGAUCGCUACGACCGUGUGUUUUGUCGUCUGUUGUCCGUCGAUUAAAGCACGCAGUUGGUUCUCAGUGAAACGAAGCAUGGCGGCACGAUUGAUAAAGAAAAUUACGGUCGCUCCGUUCGGUGCGCGUUCGUUUGCAUCUGGCUCGCGCAAAGUGACACUGAUUCCCGGCGAUGGAAUUGGGCCCGAAAUUUCCGCCGCCGUGCAGAAAAUCUUUUCCGUUGCAAAUGUACCAAUUGAGUGGGAAACGGUCGACGUUACACCGGUGCGGAAUCCCGAUGGCAAGUUUGGCAUUCCUCAGGGUGCUAUCGAUUCGGUGAACCGCAACAAGGUUGGCCUGAAGGGACCGCUGAUGACGCCGGUCGGAAAGGGACAUCGGUCGCUUAAUCUGGCCCUGCGCAAAGAGUUCAACCUGUACGCGAACGUGCGUCCGUGCCGAAGCCUCGAGGGUUACAAGACGCUGUACGACAACGUGGACGUGGUGACGAUCCGUGAGAACACCGAGGGUGAGUACUCCGGCAUUGAGCACGAGAUUGUGGAUGGUGUGGUGCAGAGUAUUAAGCUCAUCACGGAGGAAGCCUCGAACCGUGUGGCGGAGUAUGCAUUCAAAUAUGCCAAAGAUAACAACCGCAAGAAGGUGACGGUCGUACACAAGGCGAACAUUAUGCGUAUGUCGGACGGUUUGUUCCUGCGUUGCUGUCGCGAUAUGGCCCAGAAGUAUCCGGAGAUUAAGUUCGAGGAACGGUACCUUGACACCGUCUGUCUGAACAUGGUGCAGGAUCCGAGAAAGUACGAUGUGUUGGUAAUGCCCAACCUGUACGGUGAUAUUCUGUCUGAUAUGUGUGCCGGUCUGGUCGGUGGUCUCGGUCUCACCCCGUCCGGCAACAUGGGUCUGAACGGUGCGCUGUUCGAAUCGGUUCACGGUACCGCACCGGAUAUUGCUGGUAAGGAUCUGGCCAACCCCACUGCCCUGCUACUGUCGGCGGUCAUGAUGCUGCGACACAUGGAAUUGAACCAGCACGCGGACAAGAUCCAGGGCGCCUGCUUCGAGACGAUUAAGGAAGCAAAAUGGCUAACCGGUGAUCUGGGCGGUAAGGCCAAAUGUUCCGAGUACACCAACGCCAUCUGUGACAGAAUCAAGUAAAAGGAGCGUCCCCGUGGUAUGUUGGGCGAGAAGUGGGAAGGUUUUACGUGCAAGACAACGGCGACAAACUCCAUUUCCUGCCAUCGCCUAACCGUAAGCAUGCUACUGGUAGCACGCACCCUUUAUAAAACGCCAUAAUGGAAGUGACCGAAAGAGUAAUAGUGGCUGUUUCUAGUGAAUUACGAUGCAAGGGCAGAACGAGAAGGAAAAGCACUAACUAGCGAACUAUUUAUUUGUAAUUUUAAAAAGCAAACAAAAUCCUACACAACCACCCAUCGGUCCCGACGCACAGACGUGAGCGUUAGCGUGCGGUUCUUUCCCAGCGACAACCAAACAAAACAUAAACCGACAUUGGCUUCUUAAGAUGGGAACCAGUAUUAGGAUGCAUAACUAACCAUCAAACGUCCAAAGACCGACGAAGUAUCGAACAUUGUAACGACAUCCGAGCCUCCCUCAAAGAAAAACUGGAACGCAUACACAACCUCACCACCAUCCGCCUUGUUUUCCCAGCUCCUUUCGUUUUGCGCCAACAGACAAUAAUCAGUGCAGCGUGGCCAAUCGUCCUCUGCCGAUGCGCUAGGAACGAACGGUGUUGGAAAAGGAUAGCAACGAUGCAGUGUAGAGAUGGAGUUUUCGUUUAACGUUUUUUUUUCUCUGUUAAUUAGUCAUUAGCCAGGCGAAAUAGUGUUUAGUAGAUGGAUGGAACUAGGAAAAACUGAAUGGCGCAAAUCAAAGAUCUACCGCCCCAUGCGAAUGAUUGAAUGCAUUACAACUAAAGCCUCCCCGGAAGGGACUCAAAGCCAUGUUAGUCAAAACACAAAGCCACCAAUAGGAAAGAGAAAACGCCUGUCGACGGGAUGUAGGAUGCAGGAAAAGAAAACAACCGAACUUCACCAAAAAUGGAAAUAAAAUUGUCUCAAAAUUCGUUGAUUCAAACAAA